Messenger RNA from Cydia splendana, 1594 nucleotides. RefSeq names its product exopolyphosphatase PRUNE1 (gene pn). The record is from RefSeq and is a predicted model, not a curated record. NCBI's taxonomy places the organism in Eukaryota, Metazoa, Arthropoda, Insecta, Lepidoptera, Tortricidae. The transcript has 8 exons. Gene Ontology annotation, cellular component: cytoplasm. Bases 90 to 1253 code for a protein of 387 amino acids. Gene Ontology annotation, molecular function: exopolyphosphatase activity.
UUUGGAUUCACGUUUUUAUUUAUACACAAUUUUGGUUCUUUUUAAUCCUAAAUAAAACAGAUUGUUGUUUUUAAUAGUGGACCAUCAAGAUGGAAGAUUACCUAUCGACGACUGUUUCGAAUCUGAGAUCCGCCUACUAUUCCACGUUAAACCUAACCAUAGGCAAUGAAACCAGCAACUUAGACUCCGCUGUCUCCUCUUUAGUCUAUUCCAAGUUUUUGCACUGGCAACUGAGUCAAUUGAAGUGUGGUAUAUGUAAAAAAGCUGAUAAAAUCGGAUUUAAGGACCAUAUUUUUGUACCGGUACUGAAUGUGCGUAGGGAAGAGUUUGAAUUGAAAACGGAAGUGGAAUACUAUUUAAAUGAAUAUGGAAUUAGUAAAGAAAUGUUAAUAUUUCGAAAUGACUACGAUCUCCAAGAACUAGUAACAAAAACGAAAACUAAUGUAGUGUUGGUAGACCAUCAUACUUUAGCCAUCAAAGACAAGUUCUUGGCUCCUUAUGUUACUGAGAUCAUAGACCAUAGACCUAUAGACAAGACGGAGUGGACCUACAGAGAUGAUACAAGGUCUACUAUAGAAACAGUUGGUUCGUGCUGUACGUUGGUAGCUCAAAGAAUUAUAGACAUGUCAGCGGUGAUGGCAAAAAAGAUCGAAUUCUUCGAAACGCAUCCGCUAUGCACACAGCUACUACACUCAACAAUUAUUCUCGACACAGUGAACUUCUCCAAAGAAGUGAAAAAAGGCACGCCACACGAUUUGGAAAUAGUGACGUUUCUAGAAGGGAUUAUGAAAAUAGAAAAUCCGGAGGCUGAGAGAGAAAGCAAACUGGCACGUUUGCUAGAGGCCCGAACCAACGUGUCCCGUCUUACAGCCGCUCAGCUCCUCAAGAAAGACGUCAAGAUUGUCAAAGAGGUGUACGUGCCUAGUUUCCCUAUAUUAGUGGAGGAAUUCCUAUCGAAGCCAGAAGCCCUAACAGCAGUCUCCGAAGCCCUAAAAUCAAGCGGGUGUUCCCUCGCACUCCUAUUAGGAAUGAGCCUGCAGACCGGAUUGAAACGAGACGCCGCUAUAUGCGGGAGCGAGUCUGAUAAAACUGCGAAACUAGCCAAAUUUCUUCAAGACUGGAGCGCGCCAUCGCUUCAGCUGACUGCAACAGACCUUCAGUACCCGAACACAUAUUACUUCAACCAACUGUACCUAGGUGCGUCUAGAAAACAGUACAUACCUGCUGUCAACGCGUUCUUACAAAAUCCAUGAAAUUUAAUUAGAAUCUUAGUAACGGUAUUGUCCGCUAGAUGUCACUAUACCGUAAGCUGAGAUUUUCUGAAACGCGCUAUUAAGAUUUUUCUCUAAAUAAGGUAGGUGUUUUAAACAGGUACUUAAAUGAGAAGAUUUUGACACUCAGAUGCUGUUGUUGUUGCAAAUAAUUUGGAUUUUUAUAGUUUUAGAAAUAAAAAUGUUUUGUAUGAAAAACUUAAAUUCGCUGUAUUUUUUUAACUAUGGUAUUUGAAGCUACAUAAAGUAAUUACAGGACUAGAUAUACCUUAUCAUAUUGUAAGUAUAAAGUUUCAGAGCAAUCUAGCUAAUAUAGUCGUUUU